Galeopterus variegatus (Sunda flying lemur) is the source of this 786-nucleotide messenger RNA. Its product is annotated as olfactory receptor 5V1-like. The annotation marks the transcript as partial. Gene Ontology annotation, cellular component: membrane. Gene Ontology annotation, biological process: G protein-coupled receptor signaling pathway. NCBI's taxonomy places the organism in Eukaryota, Metazoa, Chordata, Mammalia, Dermoptera, Cynocephalidae. Gene Ontology annotation, molecular function: G protein-coupled receptor activity; olfactory receptor activity. The record is from RefSeq and is a predicted model, not a curated record. The transcript has a single exon.
CACACUCCGAUGUAUUAUUUCCUGAGCAACUUGAGUUUCUUGGACAUCUGCUACACAUCUACCACCAUGCCAGUCCUGCUGGCGAACGUCUUCCAGGAGAAGAAGACCAUCUCCUAUGAGGGCUGCCUUUCCCAGCUUUUCUUCUUUGUGACGUUCGCCGGCACUGAGGGUGUCUUGUUGGCUGCUAUGGCAUAUGACCGCUAUGUAGCCAUUUGCCGCCCGCUUCAAUAUCCAGUUCUCAUGAGUAUGAAGGUCAGUGUUUGUUUGAUGACUGGGUCCUGGCUGUGUGGGCUGGCGAACUCUGUGACUCACACAGCGCUGACAGCCACACUCACUCUGUGUGGGCCCAACCAGAUCAGCCACUUUCUCUGUGACGUCCCAUUGCUCCUGAAGCUCUCCUGCUCAGACACCUGUGUUAACAAGUCUGUGCUCUACGUGGCCAGUGCCACCAUCGGCCUGAGCCCCUGCCUGUUUACUGCAGUGUCCUAUGCACUUAUCAUCUCUGCCAUCCUAAGGAUUUCCUCUGCUGAGGGCAGGAUCAAGGCCUUCUCUACCUGUGCAUCCCACCUCACUGUGGUGGUGGUGUUCUUUGGAACAGCCAUCUUCAACUAUGACAGACCCGAUGUAGGCUACAGCCUGGACGUGGACAUCUUGAUCUCUAUGCUCUUUUGUGUUGUGACCCCCAUGUUAAACCCCAUAAUCUACAGCCUGAGAAACAAGGAGAUCAAGGUUGCCCUGAAGAAGCUAGCUGGAAAACAUGGAUUCUCUAGUGAGAUCAGUAUCUAG